AUGCCAGAAGAGGUACUACAGAAUGGCCUGGGGGCCCCUCUAGAGGGGCCCCCCGGCCUUUUAGCUGCUUUAGAGGAGCUCAGCGACCUGGAGGUGCUGCAGCAGCAGCAGCAGGUGCUGCUGCUGCAGCAAAUCCUAGAUGAGAUCAGGGAGAGAAGCAGCAGCAGCAGCAGCAGCAGCAGCUUGCUGUCCCAGGAGGAGUUCAAGGGCCUCUGCAGCUCCGUCCUGCUGUCGCCUGCAGCAUGCAGCAGCAGCACGCGCAGCAGCAGCAGCUGGCGCUGCUGCUUCUCCCGCCUGCAGGCCGCAGCAGCAAGGGCUCUCGCCCAAGAAGCAGCAGCAGCAGCAGCAGCAGCAGCAGCAGCAUCAGAAGGAAGCACGCCCCAGCAGCAGCAGCUGCCGCUGCUGCUGCAGUUUUGCUCUACGCUUCAGGCGACGAUAAAGGGCCUCGGCCGCAGCGCAGCAGCAGCAGCUGUGGGCAGCAGCUUCCUCUCGGUGCUGCUGCUGCUGCCGCCUGCUGCUCUUGCUGCUGCUGCUGCUGCAGACUUCUGCAGCAAAAGCAUAGGGGGUGUCUUGCUGCAGGUGGAGCGCGUCGCUGUUGACGCGUUUGCUGCUGCAGUCGCCCGCCAGAGCCGGCACCACCAGGAGCAGCAGCAGCAGCAGCAGCAGCAGCAGAAGCAGCAGCAGCAGCACGAAGAGCAGCAAAUGCAAAUCGAGCAGCUGCUGCAGCGCCAGGCCCUGAAGCUCCCCUGGGCUAAAGUGCUGCAGCAGCUGCUGCGGGUGUCUCCUAAGGCGAGGGCGCACGCGCUGCAGGUAGCAGAGAACACCAUUAGCAGCAGCAGCAGCAGCAGCAGCAGCAUUUGCUGCUGGCUCCUUUGCUGCUGGGCCUGCGAAGUUCUGCUGCGCAGUAAAGUUAAGGGCGAGACUGCUGCUGCUGCUGCUGCCGCUGCAGCAGCAAAAAAGGAGGCUCUGGAUUUGCGAGAGAAACUCCUGCACUUGUUCCUCCAGGUAACAGCAGCAGCAGCAGCAACGGCAGCAGCAGCAGCAGCAGCACGUGCAGCGGCAGCAAAAGCACGAGAGAGAGAUGCGGCGCUAAUGGCUGCGCUGCAGCAGCAGACCCCACAGCUGCAGCAGCACAGCAGCAGCAGCAGCAGCAGCAGCAGGACUGCUGAUGGCACUGCGGGAAGACUGGGAGGCCCUUAUAGCCCCAGCAGCAGCAAAAGGUUUUGCCCGCUCUCUGGAUGCUGCGGGGCCCCCGCUGCUGCUGCUGCUGCGCCACUCCACUGCAGACACGAGCGGGUACGCUGCUGCUGCUGCUGUUGCUGCUGCUGUUGCUGCAGCUGCCGUUGCUGCUGCGGGUGGUGCCGCUGCUGCGUGGGCUGCUGCUGGGUUGCCGCUGCUGCUGGUGUUGCAUUUGCAGGCGCUGCUGCUGCUGCUGUGCUGCUGCUGCUGCUGCUGCGCAGCUGCCUGCUGCUGCUGCUGCAGGAGCUCCUGCCGACGCUGAAAUCAGCAGCAACACUUGCUCUCUCAGCUCGGGGCCGUGCUGCACUUGCUGUUAGCAUUAUCAAGAGAGCAGCAGCAAACUGCCGCAGCGCAGCAGCACCCUUCACGGCGCAGCAGCAGCUGCUGCAGCAGCUCAACACUCCGGGGCUGAAGACUCUGGAUACCAUCGCUUUGCUGCAGGCAGCAACUGCGUGCACUCCCACCGUUCUCCAGGAGUCAACAGUGUCUGCUGAGGAGCUGCAGCAGCUGCAGCAGCACCUCAGCAGCAGCAGCAAAGUGCAUGCGCUGCUGGCAGCAGACGUGAACGACGACGUGAAGGCCGCAUGCUGCGCUUUGUUGGGUCGCGUGCUGCCGCUGCUGCUGCGGCGCAGCAGCAGCAGCAGCAGCGGCGCUCCCGAGCAGCAGAAGCAGCUGCAGCACCUGCUGCAGCAGGGGCUGAAGCAACUAGGCGCCUUCUGUGCUGCUGCCAACAAAAAGGGAACAGUCUCUGCAGAGCAGCAGCUGCUGCUUGCUGCUGCAGAGGAAACUCUGGAGAGAAUUGUGUCAGCAGCAGCAACUGCAGCAGAAGGGCCUGCAGCAGCAGAGACGCAGCAGGCGCUGCAGCAGCUGCUGCAGCAGCUGCUGCCGCUCCUCAGCGCAUGCAGCACGCGAGCAGCUCUGCGUGCUGCAUCUCUUAGGGCAUGGUCUUUGUGUCUCCUUAUUGAGCAGCUGCCGCAGGGAGCAGCAGCAGCAGCAAAGCAGCAGCUAGACAGUGCACAGACUCCCGCGGUUGCUGCAGCAGCAGCUCUCUGGACAGAAGCAAAUUCAUGCUUCUCCCUCCCGACCCACAAG
Messenger RNA from Eimeria tenella, 2331 nucleotides. RefSeq lists its product as uncharacterized. The transcript has 3 exons. Gene Ontology annotation, molecular function: transcription coregulator activity. Lineage: Eukaryota; Apicomplexa; Conoidasida; Eucoccidiorida; Eimeriidae. Gene Ontology annotation, cellular component: SWI/SNF complex; nucleus. The record is from RefSeq and is a predicted model, not a curated record. Gene Ontology annotation, biological process: regulation of transcription by RNA polymerase II. The annotation marks the transcript as partial.